This is a messenger RNA of Aspergillus ibericus CBS 121593, 1264 nucleotides long. RefSeq names its product S-adenosyl-L-methionine-dependent methyltransferase. The record is from RefSeq and is a predicted model, not a curated record. NCBI's taxonomy places the organism in Eukaryota, Fungi, Ascomycota, Eurotiomycetes, Eurotiales, Aspergillaceae. The transcript has 4 exons. Gene Ontology annotation, molecular function: O-methyltransferase activity. The coding region runs from base 62 to 1264 and encodes 400 amino acids.
CAUCUCUACUCUUACAGUUGACCUUAUAUCACUUCGUUCAGCAGCAGUAACAGCUGUCAAAAUGAGCGUCGCAGAACUUAUCCACUCCAUCAACUCGGUCACCACCAGCGGUGCACUGGAGAUGGACGAACAGCAACGCGCCGAGCUAGCCAAGGCAUGCAACAAGCUGCAAGAAAUCUGUGAAUCCCCACAGGAGAAAACAUUCAAGCUUCUGCUUUCUGGCCACCAAAGCAUAGUCCUUCGCCUGGCCAUCGACCUCAAGCUCUUCGAUGCGAUCAUGCAUCGCUCCUCCGAGGAUGAAACAGGCAAAGUCAACGUGAACCAGCUAGCCACCGAUACCACUGCCGACCCAGCCCUAAUUGCCCGCAUCAUGCGUUUCCUCUCCGCCAUGGACAUCCUCACCCAACAUACCAGCGACACAUUCACCCCGACCCCAUCAGCAGCAGCCUACGUCUCCACCUCGCAUCUAGCCGCAGCUAUCAUCCAUUUCACCCACUUCCACACCAUCCUCACGCACCUCCCCACCUACUUCACCCAAACCAACUACACCAACCCCACCUCCCCCACCAAUACCCCCUUCCAAUCCGCCCUCAGCACCACAUCAAACUACUUCGAAUACCUCGCCACAAAACCCUACUACCAAUCCGCAUUCAACACCGUCAUGGCCUCGCCCUUCCGCCGCUCCAGUGCCCCGUGGUUCACUCUCCUCCCCUCAACCCAUGAUCUUUUUAACCCCACCUCCGCCUCCCCAAACGAAGUCCGACUAGUUGAUAUAGGCGGCUCGCAUGGCUCGGAUCUGCAUACCUUUCAGCAAGCUUACCCGUCCCUUGCUGGUCGUCUUAUCCUGCAGGAUUUACCGCAUGUUAUUUCAGCUGGUAUUAUUCCGAAUGGUAUAGAACCCCAGGGAUAUGAUUUCUUCACUGAGCAGCCGGUGAAAGGGGCGAGGUGUUAUAUGCUCCGGACAGUGUUGCAUGAUUGGCCGGAUGUGCAGGCGGAGGUUAUUCUGCAGAGGGUGAAAGAUGCGAUGACUACGGAUUCAACCUUGUUGGUCGUGGAGAAAGUCCUACCUGAGACGGACGUCGGACUGUUAGCUGCGGUGGGGGAUUGGAGUAUGAUGGUGAGUUUUGCGGGACGGGAGAGGACGGAGGUCGAGUGGAGAGGGUUGCUUGGUAAGGUGGGGUUGGGGGUGGUGGGGAUUUACAUGGGGAGUACUAGUGGCGGGGAGGGGAUGGAUUUGGCGGUUUUGGAGGCGAGGGUUUUGUAA